AAAUGCAAAUGGUCGGUUAAUAUGCCAAGUCAAGUGGUAACGCUCACAUUCACCUGUGCAGGCGACGAUUCCCCAGUCUCAGUCAGUGAAUCAAGCGUUGUCUACAAAAAUUGUGUUGUAAUACAAAAUGGCAGCUUGCAGUUAUUGGAUAAAUAUCAUCGCGUUGUGCGUUAGUAUCGCGUUCAUCUCUUGCGUGCAAGUAGAGGACCCAUGCAAGAUCAAGUCCCGUGUAGCUGCAGACGACAAGUACUGUGACAAAUACUGGGAGUGUGACGGUGGCCAGGCGGUGCAGUACGACUGCCCCAAUGGCCUGGUCUUUGCGGGGAAACACAGAGGUGUGACUGAAGGAUGUGACUACCCCUGGAGAUCCAACUACUGCGAAUAUCCUAAGGUUCAAAUAAAUCCACCGAUCGGCGUGGAGCAUUGUGAUUGGCUGUAUGGCAUAUUCGGGCAUGAAACCUCCUGCACCAGAUACUGGACUUGUUGGAACGGAACAGCGACGGAGCAACUCUGUAUUGGUGGUCUCUUGUACAACGAGAACGCUCAUUCCUGCGACUGGCCAGAGAAUGUAGACGGAUGUCAAAAACAUCCCCUCUGUAAUGAAGAUCCUAAUGGCAACGUUCCUCUGGGCAAGUCCUGCAACAGGUACUGGCAGUGCCAGGGGGGAUACCCUCGUCUGCAGAGGUGUCCUGCAAUGUUGGUCUUCGAUAGACGCUCGUUGAGAUGCGUGGUGCCUCCCACAGAGGAGUGUGACGUACCCACUACCACUCCACCUGCACCAGAAGAGGUCCAGGAGGAGAGACAGCAAGUGCCCCACAAGUCCCACAGACCGAGUCAAGAGUACCAAGAUCCCCAAGGGCAUCCUCGACCUCGGAACUAGGAUAGACAUUGCUAAGUUGAAUACGUAAAACCCCAUAUUGUAUAAACUCACUCACGCGCAGUUGAAAUACUCACCGUCGUUACAUCAACUCGUCAAUUGUCAAGUCACAUGUCACUAAAAACAGGUUGGUAACCAACGUCUCAGAAAAAAUAUUGUGAAGUUUCAAAAGUAUAUUUCAUUUAUUCAUUUAUGUUUCGUGACUUCUCUUGUGUUAACAGAAAGCUUAGAAUUCAAAAAAGCAUAUUUUAAAAAAAUGAACUUCAGAGUCAUAAUAAUAUAAUAAUAUUUGCUUUAUAUUGGUUGCUUUUAAUAAGUUUACCAAAGUUUCGUCUUUAGCUGUCGGGCAUUCGAUUUCGUAGUAACACUUUAUAAUGUAAAUGUAAGUGAUUGACCGUUAUUACACAUUUUAACUCAUUAAAAGAGGCAAUUAAUUAGUUCCAUUAGAUUUAAGGUUUAAUUUGUCUGAUACUUCAAAGAAAUACUCAAUGUUCUCCAGUGUAUGUAGAUUAAUAAGUUAAAAUAGUUUUAAGGAAA
Pieris rapae (cabbage white) is the source of this 1414-nucleotide messenger RNA. RefSeq names its product protein obstructor-E-like. The record is from RefSeq and is a predicted model, not a curated record. Bases 128 to 880 code for a protein of 250 amino acids. Lineage: Eukaryota; Metazoa; Arthropoda; Insecta; Lepidoptera; Pieridae. Gene Ontology annotation, molecular function: chitin binding. The transcript is spliced from 6 exons. Gene Ontology annotation, cellular component: extracellular region.